AUGGCCGAUAACAAGCGCCACAGUGUGGGAGCGAGAGCAUCUGCGCAAGGACCAUCCGGAGGAACUGCGGGCCAGGGAAUGGCUGGUGCUAUGGUGCCUUUGGAGGUGGCAUUGAGCAGUGCAAUUGGCGCACGUGUUCGUAUCAGUACAGCUCCGGUCGCUGCCACAAUUGAGGGCACUCUGUUCACAGCCUGUCCGAUCACGAACCUUGUUGCCAUCAACACUGCCGGCGGAAAACAGACACAUGCAGGCGAUUACCAUAUCGUCCCGGUGUCGCGCAUACAAUCCUUCCAGCUUCUUUCUCUGCCGCCUAACGCCGAUGGGGCUUCCUUUUCCGAUGCCGUUCCCGCCCUGCACGCCCUUGAUAUCCGCUCGUUGAAGACCCGGGAGGCCAAUGCCGUCGGCAAACUACAGGAGAGUGAGGCCCGGCGAGGCAAAGGAGUCACUCGGGAAGCACAGGACCUCUUCGAUGCAUUCAGUCGCACAAUGCCGGCAAGGUGGGAUGGAUCUAAGAUCAUCGUGGCUGAUGCGGUCUCCAUUGCGGCCCCCUACCGCCCGGACGACUGCCGGCCAUUGGUGGCGGGUGACACGGCUGCUCUUGCCCGAGUCCGCAUGGUGCUCGAGAUGGAACGCAAGAAGAUUGAACUGCGCAACGCGAGUGCAACUAUCGGGGCGGGUGCUGCUGGACAACGUAAAGGAGGCUGA
Molecule: messenger RNA, 705 nt
Organism: Aspergillus ibericus CBS 121593
Lineage: Eukaryota; Fungi; Ascomycota; Eurotiomycetes; Eurotiales; Aspergillaceae
Product: anticodon-binding domain-containing protein
Exons: 4
Coding region: 1-705 (234 amino acids)
Source: RefSeq, a predicted model, not a curated record